Messenger RNA from Pteronotus mesoamericanus, 1668 nucleotides. RefSeq names its product cytohesin 1 (gene CYTH1). Gene Ontology annotation, molecular function: guanyl-nucleotide exchange factor activity. Lineage: Eukaryota; Metazoa; Chordata; Mammalia; Chiroptera; Mormoopidae. Bases 100 to 1296 code for a protein of 398 amino acids. The transcript is spliced from 13 exons. Gene Ontology annotation, biological process: regulation of ARF protein signal transduction. The record is from RefSeq and is a predicted model, not a curated record.
CGGAGCUUGGAGCUCGGCUGAGGCGAGCGGGGCCGGAGCGGCGCGACGCGAGGGGCGAGCGGCGAACCCGGCGCGGAGCCCGGCAGCGGCAGCGGCGCCAUGGAAGAGGACGACAGCUACGUUCCCAGUGACCUGACUGCAGAGGAGCGUCAGGAGCUGGAGAACAUUCGGCGGAGGAAGCAGGAGCUGCUGGCUGACAUUCAGAGGCUGAAGGAUGAGAUAGCAGAAGUGGCUAAUGAAAUUGAAAACCUGGGGUCCACAGAGGAAAGGAAGAACAUGCAGAGGAACAAGCAGGUAGCCAUGGGCAGGAAGAAGUUCAACAUGGACCCUAAGAAGGGCAUCCAGUUCCUCCUGGAGAACGACCUACUGAAGAACACCUGUGAGGAUAUCGCCCAGUUCCUGUACAAGGGCGAGGGCCUCAACAAGACGGCCAUCGGCGACUACCUGGGGGAGAGAGACGAGUUUAAUAUCCAGGUUCUUCAUGCGUUUGUGGGCCUCCAUGAGUUCACCGACCUUAACCUUGUCCAGGCACUACGGCAGUUCCUGUGGAGCUUCCGACUGCCCGGGGAGGCGCAAAAGAUCGACCGGAUGAUGGAGGCAUUCGCCCAGCGGUACUGCCAGUGCAACCCCGGGGUCUUCCAGUCCACAGACACGUGCUAUGUGCUCUCGUUCGCCAUCAUCAUGCUGAACACCAGCCUGCACAACCCCAACGUCAAGGACAAGCCCACCGUGGAGAGGUUCAUCGCCAUGAACCGGGGCAUCAACGACGGCGGCGACCUGCCCGAGGAGCUGCUCCGGAAUCUCUACGAGAGCAUAAAAAACGAGCCCUUCAAAAUCCCCGAAGACGACGGGAACGACCUCACUCACACUUUCUUCAACCCAGACCGCGAGGGCUGGCUGCUGAAGCUCGGAGGUGGCAGGGUAAAGACGUGGAAGAGGCGCUGGUUCAUCCUCACUGACAACUGCCUGUAUUACUUCGAAUACACAACGGACAAGGAGCCCCGGGGAAUCAUCCCUUUAGAGAAUCUGAGCAUCCGGGAGGUGGAGGACUCCAAAAAGCCAAACUGCUUUGAGCUGUACAUCCCGGACAACAAGGACCAGGUCAUCAAGGCCUGCAAGACGGAGGCCGACGGGCGCGUGGUGGAGGGGAACCACACCGUGUACCGGAUCUCCGCCCCGACGCCCGAGGAGAAGGACGAGUGGAUCAAGUGUAUCAGGGCGGCCAUCAGCAGGGACCCUUUCUACGAGAUGCUGGCUGCGCGGAAGAAGAAGGUGUCCUCCACAAAGAGACACUGAGCUGCAUGCAGAGCGGACGGGGGUCCCUCCCCAGCACGCGCACCUGCCGGGCCCUGCCCUGGGUUCCUAGGCACCCACUUCUGCUUCUGCCGUGUUUUUAGUGGGAGACAGGCAGGCGGCGCCUUCUCUCUGCACGGACAGUGCAGGUCGCAGAGCGGCCCUGCAGGUCUGCGCCGGGCGCCGGUGGCCCCGCUGGGGUCACGGCGCAGCACUCGCUUGCUGCUUCCCUGGGAGGAAGUAGCAGCCUCGCCCCAGAAGUCCCUGGAUCUCCACAGCGUCCCAGGCUGCAAGGACGCAAUGGGAGAGAAGCCACAUCCUCGAAAGAUACAUAUAUUUUUUUUUUUAUAAAAAGAGAAACCGAGCAGCGCUGUC